AUGAAUUCAAGGAAACUUCGAACUCCAGCAAAUUGGUGGAAGCGUUUUGGAAGGAACACACCUGAGUUGACGAAGUUUGCUAUUCGGGCCCUUAGCCUUACUUGUAGUGAAUCUGGGUGUGAGAGGAAUUGGAGCACAUUUGAGCAGAUUCAUACAAAGAAAAGAAAUAGACUUGAACAUCAAAAGCUCAAUGCUCUAUCAGAUGAUGAAUGGAUAGCUGAGGUUGGAGAACCAAUUCUAACAACUGAUCUUACUUGGCUUAAUUCUCAAGAAUUAUAUGAUGUUGAUGUCAUCAGAAAUAUGCCCACUGAACCUUAUGAAACUGAUCUACAUACUCAAUUGCCUAUUUCUGUGGAGCCUAUUGGUGAUCCUAGGACUCAAGAGCCUAUUGUUCAUUCUAGAACUCAAGAUCCUAUUAUUGAUGAUGAUCUUAUUCUUGACGAUGAUGUUCUUCUUUCCUCGUUAGCUUAA
Molecule: messenger RNA, 471 nt
Organism: Prunus armeniaca (apricot)
Lineage: Eukaryota; Viridiplantae; Streptophyta; Magnoliopsida; Rosales; Rosaceae
Source: the annotation of a GenBank genome assembly